GUAAAGCCGGAAGUAGUCGUCCGCCAUUGUUGAAACAACGAAGAAAGCGCGACACGCAGAAUCGGCCAUCUUCUAUAAAAAUCAACCAUGCCACCCGGGCCUGUUCAAAUUGUUACCCCUGAGCCUAACAAGAAUGAUACAGCGGAGGAAACUCCAGCCACAAAACCCAUUGUAGGUAUCAUCUACCCCCCUCCGGAGGUCCGAAACAUUGUUGACAAGACAGCCAGCUUUGUUGCCAGAAAUGGACCAGAAUUCGAAGCAAGAAUCCGUCAAAAUGAGAUCAACAAUCCCAAGUUUAAUUUUCUCAACCCCAAUGACCCAUACCAUGCCUAUUAUCGCCAUAAGGUCAAUGAAUUCAAGGAGGGAAAGGCACAGGAGCCAUCAGCUGCUAUCCCAAAAGUUAUGCAGCAACAACAGCAGCAACAGCUUCCACAAAAGGUGCAGUCCCAAGUGAUCCAGGAAACUGUGAUACCAAAAGAACCUCCUCCUGAAUUUGAAUUCAUUGCAGAUCCACCAUCCAUCUCAGCAUUCGAUCUGGAUGUGGUCAAACUCACUGCACAGUUUGUGGCUCGGAAUGGCAGACAAUUUCUCACUCAACUCAUGCAGAAGGAACAGAGGAAUUAUCAAUUUGAUUUUCUGCGGCCACAGCACAGCCUUUUCAACUACUUUACCAAACUGGUGGAACAGUAUACCAAGAUUCUUAUACCACCCAAAGGCCUUCUCAACAAGCUUAAGAAAGAGGCUGAAAAUGCAAAAGAAGUCAUGGAUCAGGUGAAGUACCGUGUUGAAUGGGCAAAGUAUCAGGAGCGUGAAAGGAAAAAGGAGGAGGAAGAAAGAGAGAAGGAGCGCGUUGCGUAUGCACAAAUUGACUGGCAUGACUUUGUAGUGGUGGAGACAGUGGACUUCCAACCCAAUGAACAAGGUCACUUUCCUCCACCAACAACACCAGAGGAGCUUGGGGCACGUAUUCUCAUCCAAGAGCGCUAUGAGAAGUUUGGGGAAAGCGAGGAAGUGGAGAUGGAAGUGGAAAGUGAGGAUGAAGAUGAUGAAAGAGAGGAGAGGCGUGAAGGCCAGCCCUCUCAGCCUGAUCAGGACACUCAAGUGCAAGACAUGGAUGAGGGAUCUGAUGAUGAAGAUGAAGGAAUGAAGGUACCUUUGCCUCCAGAGACCCCUAUGCCACCUCCUCUGCCUCCAACACCAGACCAAGUUAUUAUUCGAAGAGAUUAUGAUCCCAAAGCUUCCAGGCCCCAGCCCUCAGUGUCUGUACCAGAUGAGUACCUCAUCUCACCCAUAACUGGAGAGAAGAUUCCAGCCAGUAAGAUGCAAGAGCACAUGCGUAUUGGCCUUCUAGAUCCACGCUGGAGGGAACAGAGGGACCGCAGCAUUCGAGACAGACAGACAGAGGAUGAAGUGUACGCUCCUGGUCUGGAUAUUGAAAGUAGCUUGAAACAACUGGCUGAAAGGCGUACUGAUAUCUUUGGUGUUGAAGAAACUGCUAUUGGCAAAAAGAUUGGUGAAGAGGAAAUUCAGAAACCAGAGGAAAAGGUUACCUGGGAUGGGCACUCAGGAAGCAUGGCACGCACACAGCAGGCAGCACAGGCCAAUAUCACUCUCCAAGAGCAGAUUGAAGCCAUUCAUAAAGCCAAAGGACUGGUUGGAGAAGAUGACACCAAGGAGAAAAUUGGCCCCAGCAAACCCAGUGAAAUUCAUCAUCAGCCUCCCAUUCCCGCAACCUCAGCUGCUUUACCCAAACCCUCUCCUGUUGCAGUGCCACGCCCACCUUCUGCUGUGCCCCCUCCAGUCCGUACGACGCUGCUUUCUGCUGUACCUGUUAUUCCAAGGCCACCUGUGCCCCCUGUUGUACGCUUGGCUCCAGGGCAGGUUAUCACCCCAAUGCCACCAAUGAUUCCUGCUCCUCGCAUCAACGUGGUCCCCAUGCCUCCAUCUGCUCCUCAUCUUAUGGCCCCCAGGCCACCUCCAAUGGUGGUUCCAGCAGCAUUUGUUCCAGCUCCACCUGUACCACAGCCUCCUGCUCCUGCACCUCCAGUCCACCCUCCUCCACCUCACGACGAUGAACCAGUCAACAAGAAAAUGAAGACUGAGGACAACCUGAUUCCAGAGGAGGAGUUUCUCCGCAGAAACAAGGGUCCAGUGGCUGUCAAAGUGCAAGUUCCCAACAUGCAGGAUAAGACUGAAUGGAAGUUGAAUGGCCAAGUGCUGAAUUUCACUGUUCACCUUACUGACCAGGUAUCUGUCAUUAAAGUCAAGAUCCAUGAAGCUACUGGUAUGCCUGCUGGAAAACAGAAGCUUCAAUAUGAGGGAAUUUUCAUCAAGGAUUCCAACUCUCUUGCUUACUACAACAUGGUCAGUGGGUCUGUCAUUCACUUGGCUUUGAAAGAGAGAGGAGGAAGGAAGAAGUAAACCUAACACCAACACUGAUUUUAAGUUUAUAUUCAGAAUUGUGGUUUUAGUUCAAUAAAAUGAUAAAAUGAGCUAUUCCAACACAUACUUACUCAUAAUUUUGUCUGAGAUUGUUGCAGCAACUUCUGUGUAACAUAGCAAAUACAAUACCAUUGAUUUAAAUAAAGAAAUUCCACAAGUGUCCUGACUGACUUGUGUGGUGAAUGUGAACAAAAAAACAAGCACAAAUUACACUCUGAAAAAUGUGUUUUUUAUUGUCGUCUUUACAUAGCCCGCAUAAGUUGUCUAUAUAACUUGAAUAAAAACGCCAAAUCAAAACCACA
Messenger RNA from Periophthalmus magnuspinnatus, 2744 nucleotides. It is a transcript of the gene sf3a1, whose product is annotated as splicing factor 3a, subunit 1. Bases 88 to 2421 code for a protein of 777 amino acids. Gene Ontology annotation, molecular function: RNA binding; protein binding. The transcript is spliced from 16 exons. The record is from RefSeq and is a predicted model, not a curated record. Gene Ontology annotation, biological process: mRNA cis splicing, via spliceosome; regulation of alternative mRNA splicing, via spliceosome. Gene Ontology annotation, cellular component: U2-type prespliceosome; catalytic step 2 spliceosome; U2 snRNP. Lineage: Eukaryota; Metazoa; Chordata; Actinopteri; Gobiiformes; Gobiidae.